Molecule: messenger RNA, 7346 nt
Organism: Lymnaea stagnalis (great pond snail)
Lineage: Eukaryota; Metazoa; Mollusca; Gastropoda; Lymnaeidae
Source: the annotation of a GenBank genome assembly
AACUGACUCCACCCAAAGCUGAAAAGAAUGUUCUAGCCGAACCCAUAGCAGCACACAAAUAUCUUUUCGGAGCCAAGAAAAACGGUAAGUCAUGUGAUAGUUAAAUUUUAAAAACCUUUAAAAUGGUAGUGAUUCCGUGAUUUAAAACACAUUUAUAUUUAGAGUGUGGAACACCUUCACCGCCAUUUUAUUAUAAGGUUUCGAUAUUGUUUUGGAUUUUACAGCUUCAUGCUCAAAAUUAACACCAAAUAGCGACCUCUAAUAUGCAAGUGCAUUAUUGAGGCAGCUGAGUGAACAUAAUGUCGUGUUCUAAGAAACGAAAGUCCGGGAAACUCCUAAUGCUAGCACAGUGCGUGGAGUUAGGCAUUACUUUUAAGGUAACCCUAAGACCGGCAAUGAAUCGAGAAACAAUUUUAACACUGACUUUAACGAUACACUGCUGGCUUUACUGGUGUGACUAAUAAAAUUAUACCAAAGACACUUUAAGACACUCUGCCUACCCACCGAAAUGUGUUCAACGUGUUGAUUUCAUUCAAGAUCAACAUUCAAAACAAGACUGUAGUAAGACAUUGAAGGUAACUCAGUAUAUACGAUAGCUUUGUCAUUAAGUCAUGACUGACCCGAAUCCAAAGCUUGCUGCAUCGAAUUCUUGUUGUUGCACCGAAAUUUCUACACACAUUUUUUUUUUUGGGGGGGGGGGGUUGAUUCUAAGUCAGCCACAUUAUUUUCCAACCCUACCCCCCUCCAGGACCAUUUUAAAAUAAAACUCCCCUUUACCAAACAAACAAACAAGCAAAGGAAGAAACAAACGAUUACAUUUCAGUUGACGCUGUUUUUAAACCAAUCAGAUUUUGAUCACGCCCAUUGUUAGAAUCUGAACUAUUGUACUAUAUCAGAAAAUGAAAGUCACAUAUCCUUGAAAAUGUGUACCAUCUGAGGUCGAAAAAAAUCAUUUUUUACGCCAUGCCUUUCAUACACUUUUACUUUGCCUAUCGGCUAAACAAAUAGCAGUGGCUUAUCUGGAGUUUUAGCAUUGGGAACCAGGACAAGGUACAUACUUGUUUAAAUCUAAACAUCACAACCUGAACAUGGUUCUAAGUAAAUGUCGUAUGCUAAUCCUUGGUCAUGACAUCCUUUAUUGGAAUAAGAAAGAAAAACUCUUCGAUGAAUGUUUUCCAACUUUCCAAUUUGGACCCUCAGAACCCGUUGAUGUUAAUUUUAAAAACUUUUUUAAAUUAAGUAAAUAACAGAUUACGCCUUUAAGUAACUGCGGGAGCUUAUUUGAGUUAAAUUUUGAUGACUUUCUCGAUUUUAAUUCCGCAAUAAUGAUAUUCUCGUCUUACAUUUUAUGAAAUCUUGUUUUGCUAAGUAUUUAUAAUCGUCUGGAAUCUAAACCAUCGAUAAUCAUUAAAUAGAGUGGUGUUAAAAAAGAAACUUCAUCAAUAACAAUAGUUCUGUUAGAAUGUACAUGGACGUAAAUUCUCAAAACUUAACUCAACGACCUGUUGUUGUUUUUUUUAAAAGAAGAUAACUUAUGUUUUUAAUAAUUUAUAUCUACCACAUGGGGAAACGCAGCCACAUUGCGCGAGUAAAAUACUGUCCAUCCUAUUUUUGUGACUCAAAAUCCAAUUUUACUCUCUGUUCCUUUAAAGUAAAAUCACUCAUUGCAUCAAAGUUGAAAAUCUAGAUGUCCUUUUGUGUGCAUUAUAGUCGCACGACGGGAAAAGCAGCAAAUGGGAGCGCAACACUAUGCGCAAUGAGAGUGGAUUGGACAAGCAAAAUCCACCCGGGAAAUUAUAAUUAGUUUAAUUUUAUACAUAUAUGCAAAUACGUAGACGAGGCUUUUGAAAUACUAGCGUGCCUUUAUUCGAAUUACUUAUUAAUUCAUUACAAAAACUAAUAUAUAUAUAUUAGUUUUUGUAAUGAAUUAAUAAGUAAUUCGAAUAAAGGCACGCUAGUAUUUCAAAAGCCUCGUCUACGUAUUUGCGUUCUCGAGAGUUCCCACCUUCCGAAUUUUAAAACGAUUAAAUGUGACAUCAAGUAAUAAUCCUUGAGGUUUUUAGAUGGUUGAAGGUCCACUGGUGUCUUUAGAAUGUUAAAACUGUUUAAAUGUUUGUCAUUCGUUACAUUUUUUAGAGUAAGUAUGUGACUCGAGUUCUAUACAUUUUUAAAGGUGUUUUUAUUUGAACAGAUUUGACAAGAAAAUACUUUCAUCUGCUUUCAUUUAUGUUACUUUGAUGUAGAAGCAAGAUCUGAACGUCACAGCUAUCUCCUGUUCGACAUCAACAACUCAGUGAAUGAACACGCCAAUGGGGUAGCCGUCAUGGAACAUGGCCUGGUCAUCCAGUAUACAGGUAUUAAUGUUAGCAUACUUGGCCACACCAUGACACACUAUGGCACACUUAAUAUGGUACAAUAUGACACACUAUGACACACUAUGACACACUAUGAUACACCAUGACCCACUACGAUACAUUGUGACACAUUAUGGUACACAAUGACACACUAUGACACGUUAUAUAUAUGCGAUUCAAGCGUUUUCUUCAAAGAUUUGCAUCAACUAUGUAUCUCUAACAUUGAGUGUUAAAGUAUAUGAUAAGUCCGAUUUCUUUAAAUUGUUUUUUUGCCUACAUCUCUAUAGUAAAUUACAGUUGAGGUCAAUUUUUUUUAGUAUUCGUUCCGUAAUGUUGUUUGGUGACAGCACACACAAUUAUAACACGGGAGAUAUUGCAAAUUUGAAUUGGUUUAUUAUGCUUUUUACAACAACAGCAAAAAGAAACUAGACAACGAUCCCUAAACAUUUUAACGAACAAUGCAUUUUGGGGGUCAAUGUGGUCAACGUAGAACUGUUAAAUUAAGUUGUUUUUUAAAAACAGUAACUAACUUUUAAAAAAAAAGAAAUCUAUGUUGCACUUUUAUUUGAGUGAUAGAUUGUAAAUUGGAGGAUGCUGAAAAAAAAGUAUUCCUUUUAAAAGUUACUCGUAUGUGCUGUUUUUUUUUCUUCUUUUUUUUGGCCAAAGGAAUGUAUUACAUUUACAGCAGCAUACGUUUCAUAUCAGCCAAACUUGACACACAGCUGAAAACUGUAAGUAUGAUUGAAACAAACUGUAAUAAUCAAAUGACUAUUUCUUUCCUAAACACUGUCACAGAAUGGGCUUCCGUUUCAACUGUCACAGAAUUGGCUUCUGUUUUUAUAUGUCGAACACUAUUUUUAAUUGUCAGUGUAAAGAUUUUGGCAAAGUAAGCAAUAUAAAACAAGAAUAUUAAAAAAUAUUAUUACUAUGGAAAUGAAUAGAAUAGUUCUUUUACAUUUAUUUUAACUCUCUACAUUCUGAAUAGCGUAGUCCACCCGUAAAUGGAUUAAGCCUACUCUAUAUGUCUUUAUUAGCAUCACUAUUGCCGUGUAUAGUAUAAAGAUCACCAUAUACGAUACUGUGCAUGUAUACAAGAUACAACGAAAAAAAACAGCAUGCAACAUUCAGCAUAUAACAUUCAGGAUAAAACACACAUCAAAAAACAUACAGCAUACAACAUACAAAGACUGAAAUCAUUGGUAGCUAUCUUUUCAAUUCUUUUUUGAGAGCUUUUGAUCCCUUACACAUCACCUUCACAAAAUCACGCGCCUUAAAUGUAGAUCUCAAAGAUCCACAUUCCAUAAAUAGACAAACACUUUUGUCCAUUUUGCGUCAUUGGUUAAUCUUGAUUUACACUCCCAGGUCCUAAACUGUUUCAAUAAAACAUUUUUUUUUUACAGUUAUCACGACUUUAAGUCGAAUUUCUAACAUGUCGCUUUUACGAGAAGACAAUUAUUUGUUUCUUACAAUGUUAAUAAAAUCUUAACUUUUAUUGCUCAUUAAAAUCUGUUCCUGGAACAGAUGCAAAUAUAUUCAUGAACGGAAUAAAUGUGUAUUAAAUGUUACAUUAUCCACUUCUUAUAAGGAGUUAUGCCACCCAGUUUACGGCCCUUUUUUAUAAAUAUAUUCUUCCUCGCAGUUUUUAAGUUUGAUCGCUCACAAAACUAUGUGAUUCCGAGUAAGUUGGCCAAGUUUAGCAAAUAUUAUAGUAAUUAUUGAGGAUGCUACUUUUUUGAAGUGCACUUCUCUUUGUUGCUAAAUUUCUAUUGUUAUAUUUUUUUUUUGUCAUACCUAUAACUUACGUAUUUUUUAUUAUUAUUACAUAUAUAAAUACUUUUUCCAGUUAAUGAUUUCGUAACAGAUUUUUUUAAAGUGUGUAAUAUUUCUAAAAAUGUUGUAAGCUGUUACAUGGGCAUUUUGUUAUUCUAAAUAAUAAUGUAACGUUAAUUACAUCAAUUAAUCUUACAGUUAAUGACUGAACCAAUGCGUUGUGUGUUUAUGUUACAGUAUACUACACAUGUACAGCACAUAAGUCCAUACGAUCGUUCAAACACGAUCCUGCUAAAGGCUGAGUACAGUGGAAGCAAGACUUUUCAGGAAUCAACAUUUACUGGUAUCAUUGUUUAUUUUUUAAAGAUCCUUCUUCAAACCAUUCAUAUAAAACUAGAAGAUAUGACCCGAUGUUACCGGGAUAAUAAUGGAAGGCAUUUUGCUAUCUAUUCUACCAGCUAAAGCGAAGUGAACAUCUAACAAUUAAAUAUUUACGUUUAUAGCUGAAAAUUGUACGACAAUAUUCCUCGCCCUUGAAUUAUUUAUUUCGGAAAUAGUUCAUUAGACUUUCUUCAUUUUAAGCAUACGCAUACUUACAUUGAUGUUUAAUGUUAUAACGUCAUUUAAUUUUGAAAAAUAUGUUUGCAAUAUAAUAUAGAUGUACCCUACCCUAUUAUUAAUCUAAAAAUUUUAAUAGCACGUCAUUAAAAUUACAUUAAAAUACAUUAAAAAAUGUGUAUACAAUUUUAAUUAUUAUUAGUUUAUUUUAAAAAAUUAAUUACUGAUUUUAUUUAUUUUAAGAUAGAUGCUUUAAAAAGUUCAGGAUAUAUAAAAUCUAGAGAAAUCAAAAUACAAUAUGAGCUGGAAAUGGAAACAAUAAAUAAAAGAGCAUUAUAUUUUACCUGGAUCCAUUCGUUAUCUGAUAGUUUACUCUAAUUUUUUUUUUCUAAAAGAGAGGUUGGAGGGAUAGACCGCAGCCAGGUUUAAAAAGUUGUAAAUGUGUGACACGAGGUGUGGCCAAACUUGAUCAAAGGAUGCAACAAAACGACGAACGUUUCAGGCCCUAGAAAACCUUGUUUCAAACAUGUGCUUCUAAUUUUUCUAACAGUAUUGGAAUCAUAAUGCACCCGAGUGUAUCGGAUAGAGAAAUAAUAAAAAAUGAUUUACUCAGAUAGGAUUGAUAAACGUCUUGAGCCUAAUCGAUGUUGAUUUGCCUGCAUAGCGAGGCAUUUGCCUCGUUUAGUUUGUGUAAGAAACUCCAAGAUUCAAGAUCUUCUCGUUUGCAAAGAUGACUUUAUCCUUAUCAUUUUAAUAUUUACAAGAAACGACAAUUUCCAUCAACAACAAAAAUGUAUUUUCAAGCUUUCAAAAUAUUUUUUUAAACACUGCAGUAUGAAUUAAUAUCUUAAUUUAAAAUUAGAAAAGACCCAUUAGACCAACUUACUCAUCAACCCAUUUUUUUUUCGAUAUUGAUGUAUUGUUAUAUUUUUCUAACUGCUUUUAAUUAUGUUUUUUUAUCUAUUGUUUGUUCGCUGACGAAGGCUUCCUGCCGACACGUUUUUGGUUUUAAUGGUUUUCCUUUUUUCACGUUUUCCCAUACUUUGUUUUACUCAAUUUCAUUUUGCUAACCUGAUUGCAGUCUGUCCUUUUUUAUUUACAUUUAAGAAUUUUAACUAACUUACAAAGUAAAUUCCAUGCCAAGAAGUACACAGUAAAUUUAAGGGAUUACAAGUUAAAUUAUAUAAAUUCUUUGUAAUUAUACCCCCCUUUCCCCCGAACACAGACUACUUUGAAAUUCUGACAUAGAAUGUAGUUCCUAAUAUUUUAUUGCUAAAUAAAAAUACAACUGUUUAUCUCAAAGUGUUAAUUGAGAAAAAAUAAGAAAUUAUAAGAAAAGAACACGCACUCACACACAGGCACUUACACACACAAAAUGCGACCCAGGGAAGCUGCUUCAAUUAAACUUCAUUGAAUAAGGAAUUACACUAAUCAUAGAAAGACAACUGAUAAAAUUCACCACGAUGUUUCAACUUGUGCCCCUUUAUUCCUAUCACGGUAAAGUGCACCGGCUGCCCCAUUUGUUUAUUUUUUUUUAAGUUCCACUGGUCACUUGGUUACGACAAUUUAUUGGGAAAUUCUUAUUAGUUUUUACUUUGAAAUGUAUCUUAAGUGUCCGUUAUUUUCAGGUGGAGUUUUCUUCCUUCACGCUGGGGAUGUCAUACAGGUGUGCGUCUCUGAUCCAGGUGUGGUGGAAAUAAGUGAGUCCACUUACGCUGGCCUGAUAAUGCUUGGUUCUGACUCAAAAAACAAGGGAUAACUCUGGCGGAGACAGUACUGGAUACUGACGAUAACUGGAGGAUCCAUCACUGGAUACUGACGAUAACUCUGACGGAUACAGCACUGGAUACUGACGAUAACUCGGGCGGAUCCAUCACUGGAUACUGACGAUAACUCUGACGGAUAUAGCACUGGAUACUGACAACAAAGGAAUAUAUUUAAAGUACUGCAUUCAAGCCAUGUGAAUGACAUAUCAGAACUUCCGAAGACAACAAAGGAGAUCGCAAGAGUUUUAAUUUUUUAUUUUUUUUUUUAUUUGCUAUGCUCUGUUUCUUGUCGUAUUUUUAUUAGUCAUGUUCGCUGAUUUCAAGAAACGCGAAGUUUAUUAUGCCCAGGAUCAGGUCUGAUCCGUGAAUUAAAACAUUCAAUAAUAAUGUUAGCUAGUAAAAUUAAACCUCCCAUUAUAUCAAAUAAAUUAUUAAUCAGCUUAUGUUACAAUUCAACACAAAAAGUGUGCACCUUAUAAUCUCUCCAUUGCUUUCAUUGCAGUUAUAUUGCAAUUGCAUGUAGUUUGCGCAUAGAAAAUGGAUACUUGUUAUAUACUAUAUUUACAGUGUGGGGUGUGUCAUCAACUCAUGAAUUAUAUAUUUUUUUUUAAAUGUAUUAAUAAUAAAGUGAUUAAAUUAUAUUUAUAUACAGCCAUUUUUUUUAAAACUAAACAUUUAAAUCUUCACAUAAAAUCUAGUUCAUCGACGAAUAAUCAUGAUCAUUGUUUUAAAUAAUACUGGCUCAUACAUGACAAUCUAUCGUGUCGGCAGUAGCACACGUAAUGAUGCUUUUAAAUCGCGUUUCAAACAAUGAUGGUCGAACUCUAAUCAACCUUAACUAACCACUCUCAGAAUUUGAUUGCUAAAAAAAAAAAAAAAAAAUUUUUGUGAAGAAUAU